Molecule: messenger RNA, 5668 nt
Organism: Amoebophrya sp. A25
Lineage: Eukaryota; Dinophyceae; Syndiniales; Amoebophryaceae
Source: the annotation of a GenBank genome assembly
CCACUUAGUUCGAUUUCAUUGAUAUGUUUCUCCUUGUCCAGCCUCGUUUCUCCAAACAAAUUCAAAGUAGCGACGCAAAUGCAGGCAGACCCCUGUUUUGUCUUCAUCAGACAUUCUAUUGAAGUUGUAACUAACUGUCACUAACAACAUAGUACUUGUACCCAUAGCACAUAUUUACAGCGAGAACAACAUAUUUACAGCGAGAACAACAUAUUUACAGCGAGAACAACAUAUUUGCAGCGAGAACAACAUAUUUGCAGCGAGAACAACAUACUUUUUAUUUACAGCGAGUAGAACAACACAGCGAGAAUAACAUUCUUAUUUACAGCGAGAACAACAUAUUUAGAUUUACAGCGUUAAAGAACCGACGACAUCAGUAACGCCAUUGAAACGAACAGUACAAGGAACAUACAUACAUAGGUAGUCAUAAACAACAACGAUGAACGCUCUCACGGACCUCGACGACGUCUCUCCUAUGAAGGCACCGAUGCAACCGCCUGCACUACCACCAGCUCUGGCGUCCAAAGCUCAACCUGGUGCUCAAGAACGUAACAAGGAUCAUGCUAGUCCUAGAAUUGAGACUUCAGCAUCUGCUGGCAGUCGUAGUUGGUCGAAGCCCGGAGCAGAUGCUCCCUGUAAGGCUACGGAAUUGACUAGUACAACUUCAUCUGGAUCUACUGGCAGUAGUUCCUCCAGCAGUUGUCCUAGUACAACUGGGACGUGUAGUACUGGUGAAGAGGACCUACUACAGGUACACGCAGAUGAGAUUCUGUCAGCGAAAACACAAUCUUCAUCUUCCUCUGGUACAAAAGACGAAGUAAAACAACUAUCUCAAGAACCUCAGGGUGAAGCUCCUUCAACUACAAGAAGAACAGUUGAUGAAUCGCCAACGCAGCCGCUUGUCCCACCACCUCCGCCUCCACCUUCGGAUCUUUUGCCUUCUAUGGUAGCUGCAGUAGAUGCUGUGAAAAACCAAGACGCCACUUCUGCUGGGGGACCAGAGGUUGAACCCGGGGGUACGAAUCCUUCUGGAGCUUCAGCACCUUCAACACCAGUUGUACCAGUCAUCAAAAAUAACAUGAAGAAGUCAUCAAAAAUAACUGUGUCCAGCAUGGGGUCGAAAAAUGCUUCUUUCGUUGGAGGUGCACCUCCAUCAAGAUCUUCCUCCAAAGAUGAGCAUAUUAGCGUUACCAGUUGUAUUUCUACUACUUCCCGAGCUCUAGGUGCAGUACAACAGGCAGGAGCCGUACAGGUGCAACCUUCAGUACAACAACCUUUGCUGGCAGGUGCAGGACUACCAGUACAACAACCUUUGUUGCAAGUUGAAACAUCACCCUGUCUUCACCCUGGCGAUGAAGAUGGGUCAGUGGUUAAAAUGUUCGCGGGGUUACUGGAACUUCUCGAACAAAAAGACCAGGAGAUUCUCAACUUGAAGAGUGAGAUUACACGUCUGAACCUUGCGCAGUGGUCCUUGGCGGAUGAGAAGGUAUUUGAUUCUUUUAUGUAUACAGAUUAUACAGAAGUUUUUACGCUGUGUAAGUGUUGUAUGUCUAUGUUGUACUUCUAUCUAGUGAGUGCAUAUGAUCUAUGACCAACUAUUUAUAGUGUGUACAAUUUCUAUGUACUUUAAUAUCUAGUGAAGCUUCCUUGUCCCUCUCCCUUUCCCGGCUCAUGAAGAUUCUUCAUUUCUAUUUAUCUAUUGUCUACUCCUCCUCCAGGACGCUCUCCAAUACGCUUUCGAUGCUCUUGUCGAGGCCAACGACGCAGCUCUGGAGGAAAACUCUUCGACUGUCAGUAAAAACCUCCUUUUGGAAGGGACGCCGGAUCUUGGAGUUGUGAAUUUGACAGGAACAUCAAUUCGUCGUGGUGCUAGUGCUUCUUGCCCACGACCUCGUAAAAGUAACGCCACUGCGAAUCACGUGCUGACAGGAGGUGAACAUCAACACAUUACAGGAGGAGGACAACAAUUCCACGACCAGCAAGAAGUAUACGAUCAGCACACGACGAUGAAUAAUGUUGAGAAUCAACAGACUGCUUGUCAGCAUCAAGUGGAGCAAUUAGUAUUGCUUUCGCCUGAGUGCGUCGUUCCUCCUCCUCCUCCGCCAGACGGACAAGAAGACGAACUAGUACUUGAAGGACAGGAAGAGUCAAUAUUGAUGCCGAGUCAAGUGCUGAGUCAAAAUCAAGAACUAGUAACGGCUGGUGAUCAAUGCACUACUUCUUACUAUCAGCAUUACAUCAGUAGCGGAGAGGAAGAGGGCGUUGGACAUGGGACUGGUGAUUCCCAACAACUGCAUAGUAUGGGGAUGGAAUUCUACAGUGCAACUACUGGUGGCGGCGAACAUUAUUUGAUUGAAGAGCAGUUACAACAAAUAGCUGUUGGCUAUAAUAGUUACAAUCAUCCAAUAGGAGAUCAUCAGCAUCAGGCUUAUCUUAUAGGCGACAUGCAAACGACUGGAAACAUUGGAGAUCAGCAUCAGGCUUACCUCAUAGGCCGCGAUCAUCAGUCCUCGUACCACCACGAUCUCAAUAAUAUGCAGAGUACAUCAGCAGGCUCUUCAUCUGCUUCUGAAGCCAAUGGACCACAUGGAGGAAUCAUUGAGCAACAUGAUUACAAUUUCAUUAACAGCUUGCUUCUGGAGCAGGGAUAUCAUGGAGGAGGAGCUUUCGUAGUAGACCCUUCACCGUCUUCCGCAUCGUCAUACCACGCAAAUGGUAAUACUUCUACGAUGUUGAAUACUUUGGGCGGAACAACAGGUAUCAUCUCCUCUAUGGAGGACGUCGCUCAACAUUUGUUCGAUGGCUCAAGCUCAACCUCAGCUGUUGGCCUUGGAGCAGAAGUUGAUGGAGAUUCUAGUAUUUAUUCGACAAAUGGAGGUACAGGUAUUACUAGUUCAGCAAGUAUGAAUCUCGUACGCGGCCUAGUCUCCAAGGGAGCUGGUGCCGGAGGGGAUGCACUUGCUUCUCUACGUGGAAGCGGAAGCUCCGAGCAUCAACUACAUCAGAGUGGUGCAAAUACUUCCUCCUCGUCUACAACUGUAGUUUCUUCAGCAUCUCUUUCGUAUACAGGAGCAACUACUACUUCUUCCAAAGGAGGUGGAGGCGCACCUAGAGCUACCAAUACGAAGAAGGGUGGUGGCAAUGGACAUGGCACAGGUGGAAAUACGAACAACUCUUCUAGUACAACUGGAGGUGCUGGAGCUGGUACUAGUACUGGCUCUUCUACUUUUGGUAGUAGUUCUACAAGCGCUUCCGGAGGUCCGAAUCGGCCAGAUGCUAUGAUGUCCUCGAUCGGCAGCAAGAAUGCCGCGUUUGCGUCCAAGGGUGAGGGUCGCGUUGCCCAACGGUUACUCCAAGAUCAUCUUCCCGAUGGAGGUAAGCAGAAUGACACGACCAGGGCGGAUAGGAUGAAGAAGGGAGGAGGUGGUAAGGCGAAUAGUUGUACCUCUUCCAGUGGUAGUUGUACUACUUCUUGCGCUUCACACCGUGACUAUAAAAGUGGUCCUCUUGCUGGCUACAACAAGAACAAUCUAGCACAAGCUCAAGGGCAAAACAAGUCAGCUGAAGAUGCAGCGAACGAAAAGUUGAAGGAAAGGCUUCUCCACGAAGCUGAGAAGAUGAAACGCAAUGGAGCAACUGAAGAACAAAUCCAUGCAUCCUUGACGCGCAUCGCUUCUGUUGCGCACAAAUUGAAGCGAACCUCAUCCACGACGUCCUCAAACCACAGUACUAGAAGUCAACAGGGUACUCCAUAUUCCAAAGGGCAGCAACAUUCUGCUCAUCAGGCUCAAUAUCUUCAAGGGGAAACCAAUACGGCUACGAAUACGAAUUACAAUGUUGGAGGAAAUGCUUAUGCACCAAAUGCUCGCACAACUUCAUCUAGCACUAGUACUGCAACUGCUAUUAAUUCAUCCUCUAAGGCUGCGGGAAUAAACGGAGGUGGAAAAGCUGGUGGAGGUGGAAAGCAACAUCAGAGUUAUAAUAAGAACUAUUUGAACCAACAGCACCACCACCAGAUGAGUGCUGGUCAGUAUAAUACCGGUCAACAGGGUCAGGGAGGUGGGUCUAGUGCUGCGUAUCAUGGACGACAUGGUGGAGGUGGGUACCAACAGCACUACAACUCAACAACACACUCAUCUAGUGGUAUGAUGUCCUCGAUGUCCUCCCACAAUAAUAAUGCGUCUUCUUCUACCUCUGGAAGUAGGUGUACUUCCGGUGGGCAACAACCAGUGAACUACGAUGCUUUUGGAAAGAAAGGUCUUUCAUCGAAGUCCUCGGCUCUAGAGCCGAUGAUCGUGUCUCAUCAAAAUAGCAAAAAAUCUGGCUCAACAACAUCUGGUGCAGCUCCAUCAAAUCCAAAUUCGAAAAAAGGAGCUUCUACCCUAGUGAGUUCUAGGACAAUGAGUUCUAGUACUGAAGGAUUAUUACCACAUCACGGGAACCACAGCCAUCAUCAAGACAGCAAUCUUGGAGCAGGCACGACAACACCCAGUGGCAGUGAGCAUGAUGAAACCGGGUCCGCAGAAGGUGGAGGCAUUAGCUCUACAGGUGAUCAUCAAGAAGACAGUGCCGACAGACGUGCACAGCAGAAGAAAAGAGCCCAAGAAUUGCUCAGUCGACCAAGACGGACGUUGGCCACGACUGAUUAUAAAAGCUUUUCAGGAGCAGCUAACGUUAAGGCCGCUAGUACCGCUAACGCAUGCCCUUAAUGUCAUCCACUUUGGCCUCUUUUUCAAGGAGAAAAAGGGCUCAGGGAUGUGCUCAGGGAUGCGAGCGCGGUAGUUCUAAUAACGCACAUCUUCAACAUCAUGGGAAUAAUAUGAAUUCUGGUCCUCAAACUGGAAGUGCUACAUCUUCAGGAAAUGCAGGAGGAGGAAAGCAAGGCUCUUCAGCGGGAGGAUACAACCAUCUGAAUCUUCAAAAAGGGCAUCAGCACUAUGCUGGUAGUUCUUAUCACGGAGGUGCUGGUGGCGGAGUAGAUCAACUGCAUGGGUACAAUAUUAACUCGAACAAUAGUCAAUUAUACCAUGAAGAACAAAUGAUGAACCAGCAUCAACAUUCUGCUCAACAGCAACAGUACAAUGUUGACUAUAUUAACCAGCAUGACCACGACGUCAAUCAUGGAGAUCAUGAUCACUGGAAUCCUUACCCUACAACAACUACAUCAACUACUAGUAGUGAUGUUCUUCAACAACCUGUUGAACAUGCUCAAGUACACCAGCACUCUUCAUCUCCAGAAGAUGCUCAUGGAGCAUCCAGUGCUACGUUCGCCUCUGUUACCGCGUCUGGUCAAGAACAGAAACAACGAACUAGUACUGUUGCUGCUGUUGAAGGGCAAGGGCAACCCCAACAAACACAUUCUAGUGCUGUCGUGACUGAACACAAGGCCGCAUCAAAAAUUGCUGCUCCUGUAGUCGCACCGCCAGUCAUGGGCAAUAAGGGAGGUAAGCCGCAAAGUAAGAAGGGAUCUUUAAGGGUAGAUUAAAGGUGUUCCUGUUACCGUUCGUUUUGCCUUUCUGAAGGGGGAAAGGCAUAACGAACGGGGUAAACGAACACCAAAAGCCUACCGCUAAGAUCAGCCCGCAAUGCCUGGGGUGGAGCUUCAGUGCAGAAGGGUGGCCCGACUUACACUGAUUUCCUGAAAGGCGCAAUCGAACAGUCUUCUUGA